AUGGAUGUAAUAGAAGUAAACGGAACGAAUGAAUCGGAAAGAAUAGAAGCAUUUUUGAAUGCAACGUAUAUGGCUGAUUAUAGGACAAUUAGUAAUAAUUUAGCUUAUGGAUUAUCAGCAGAUGCUAUGGAUGAUGAUAAUACUACAGCCUUACAAAUUGCGUCUGCACAGGGCAACUUACCUAUGAUGCAAAUGUUAUUAAACUACGGUGCGUCAGUUGAUAAAUGUAACCACUGCGGAUUUACUCCUUUUCUUCAUGCUGCUCGAAACGGAAAAGCUCAAGCAAUUGAAUUACUAAUCCGACAUGGUGCUGAUCCAUUUAGAACAACAUUCUAUGGUACGACAGCUUUGUCACUGGCAUCUUCUGGUGGUCAUUUAAAUGUGAUGGCAAUGUUAUGUGAAUAUGCAAGUCAAACACGGCGACAUGCUCCAACACCUUUAAUAGCUGCAAUCGCAACAAAGCAGUACCAAAUAGUCAUCCAUCUCGAGUUUGCCGGCAUCAUUCAACACCCAUGCCGUGAUAUAUUUUAUGAGCUUGAUGCUUUUCAUGUGGCUAAACAAUUGAUGGAUUUGAAAAUGAUAGCACUUUUGCGUGACCUUGGUUUACAGUUAUUAAAUCAACCUCUAAUGUAUUGCUUUGCUCCGAGGACGUCCACUAAUCAAGAAUCACAGGUCGAGAUGCCGAGAAAGACAGCAGAUAUUCGAUGUCUGAUACGUCAUCAUAGGGUUGCACUUGUAAACUGGAUUAUGGAUUUAAAUAAUUAUGAUAGGCUACCAGCGGGUUCCACUCCGUUAAUGUAUGCUGCCGUUGUCGGCAACAUUGCAAUGGUGCAAAUAUUACUGCAACAUGAUUGUGACAUUAACGCCGCUUAUUAUGGUUUUACACCAAUUAUGAUUGCUAUUGUGUGUGGCAAUGAUGCACUGACACAAUAUUUGAUCAAGAGAGGUGCCAGUCAAAGCACAAAUGGCUAUCGAUUUUCGCUCUUUGAACUAGCAUCCAACUCCGAUGGUAUCUCAUCAACAACCAUCCAGCUGUUGCUGACAAGAUCAGUGCAUAAAACGCGUCUCAUUGGAAGGAUGUCAGCAAUACUACAAAAGAUAUUAAGACGGCGCGGAAUGAGGCAGAUAUAUCACCAACCAGUUAAACUGGAAACAAAAGCUAACCAGCUCAGUUUUCUGCAGAAAGUUGUUCAGAAUAUGGGUCAGAAGUCAAAUUGGGUACCUGAAGAAUUAUUCGAUGCUCUUGCCUGGCCAGAUUCUCCCUGUACUUGUUUUAAAGUCAGCAAUACAUCACAUAGUCCAACUCCAGUUUUGGAAGAAAGAAUUAUGGUCAGUGCUGAUGAGCAGGAACAGUCCCAGUGUUUACUGAGUGAUUAUUGCUUGAGUAAAAGUAUUGGAAAAGGUUGUUCCCCUAUUCGACCAACAAACUUCAAAGAAGCGCCGUCAUCGCUUAAUACCAAUUAUUUGCAUCUACGACAACAACAGUGCAGUAGUAUCUCGAAACUUCAAUCAAUGCUGUUCCACUUUGGUUCCGGAUCACCAAAAAAGUAA
This is a messenger RNA of Loa loa (African eye worm), 1551 nucleotides long. RefSeq lists its product as hypothetical. The coding region runs from base 1 to 1551 and encodes 516 amino acids. The transcript is spliced from 11 exons. Gene Ontology annotation, molecular function: protein binding. The record is from RefSeq and is a predicted model, not a curated record. NCBI's taxonomy places the organism in Eukaryota, Metazoa, Nematoda, Chromadorea, Rhabditida, Onchocercidae.